AUGGCCUUCAAGGCAGUGGUGUUGGUCGGCGGUCCGCAGAAAGGGUUGUCCCCUCAGUUUGUAAAUGCUAGGUGUGUCUUUGUGAAAUGUAAGCAUUGUGGGGAUUUGGAAGAUGAGUUGCAUUCAGGAACUCGAUUCCGUCCUCUCUCUCUUCAGUUGCCCAAACCUCUUUUUCCAAUCGCUGGCGUUCCACUUGUGGAACACCAUAUUGAUCAACUUUCUCAGCUUCCUGGACUCUCUGAAAUUAUUUUGAUUGGUUCUUAUUCUUCCGAUCUUUUCACGGAUUUUAUUGACAGAUGUCAGCAGACUUACCGUAUUUCAAUAAAAUAUGCUCAGGAACAGCAACCUUUAGGUACUGCUGGCGGUUUGGUGGCACACAAGGACACCAUUAUCGGGGAUUCACCUGAAGGGUUAUUUGUUAUCAAUGGUGAUGUAUGUGGAGACCUUCCUGUGGAUGAAAUGGUCACGCGUAUUGCUUCCUUACCCAGUGACAGCUGUCUGCUCCUGACAACGGAGGCUACUCGAGAGCAAAGUGGAAAUUUUGGAAAUGUUAGUAGUAAUCGACAGCAAUGGCCGUGUUGUGCAUUACGUGGACAAGCCCACGACAUUUGUUUCAACUCAUAUUUCUUGUGGAGUUUAUUUAAUGAAACCAAGCGUCAUCAUGGGACUGAAAGUCGAACCCGCAUGUAUUUAUGGUUCGAGACAGACAUUUUUCCUCAAAUGGCAUGUAACGGAAAACUUUUUGCUUUGCAUACUACUCGUUGGUGGAGUCAGACGAAGACCGCAGCAGCAGUGUUAUAUGCGAAUCGGCAUUAUCUUCGUCUAUUCAAGAAGAGAUACGCAGCUCGUUUAUGCAAGGAUCGCGCCCAGAUUGUUGGUGAUGUGUUCAUCGAUCCAAGUGCCGAGGUACACAAAUCUGCUAAGAUUGGGCCUAAUGUUAGUAUUGGUCCAAAUGCGAAGAUAGGAAAGGGUGUAAGAAUCAAGGAAUCGAUAAUCCUCGCCGAUGCAGUAAUAAACGAGCAUGCAUGUGUUUUGCAUUCUGUUAUUGGGUGGCGUUCAGUGGUUGGAGCAUGGUCUCGAGUGGAAGGCAUUCCAAUUGCACCAAAUCCGAAUUUACCAUUCGCCAAGCUCGAGAACAAACCUUUGUUCUUGUCGGACGGACGUCUCAAUCCAUCGCUUACGAUUUUGGGAUCUGAUGUGUCGAUCGCUCCCGAGACUAUCGUGUUGAACUGCGUCGUUUUGCCGUAUAAGGAGCUUUCCUGUAGUUAUAAGAAUCAGAUUAUUCUAUAG
Messenger RNA from Ostertagia ostertagi, 1290 nucleotides. Lineage: Eukaryota; Metazoa; Nematoda; Chromadorea; Rhabditida; Trichostrongylidae. The record is from the annotation of a GenBank genome assembly.